Acanthochromis polyacanthus (spiny chromis) is the source of this 5493-nucleotide messenger RNA. Its product is annotated as arf-GAP with Rho-GAP domain, ANK repeat and PH domain-containing protein 3-like. Gene Ontology annotation, molecular function: phosphatidylinositol-3,4,5-trisphosphate binding; GTPase activator activity. The transcript is spliced from 29 exons. Bases 1 to 3609 code for a protein of 1202 amino acids. Lineage: Eukaryota; Metazoa; Chordata; Actinopteri; Pomacentridae. The record is from RefSeq and is a predicted model, not a curated record. Gene Ontology annotation, biological process: positive regulation of GTPase activity; signal transduction.
AUGGGAAGGAACUAUGUCUUCCAGAAACGCUACGUCAAGUUUGACGGCAAAAAUUUGAUGUACUUUGGCAGUGAGAAGGAUGUCUACCCUAAAGGAGUGAUCCCAUUGGCUGCCAUCCAGAUGACCCGACCCUCCAAAGACAACAAGUUUGAAAUAGUGACGAGUCAGCGGAUCUUUGUGUUCAGGACUGACAAUGACGUGCUGAGGCGGCGCUGGGUGUCUACGCUGCAGGAACACGCUGCUGUUGGGAUAAAUUGUCUUCAUGUGUUCUUCUGUCUGCAGUGUUUUCGAAAUGGAAUCGGUAUCACGAUAAUUGAAGCUCGAGGAGCAACGAUCCGAGAUGGAAAACACAAGAGCUUUGACCUCAUUACUCUGUACAAAACCUUCAGCUUCACGGCAGAGUCAGAACGUGAGAAGCGGGACUGGAUGGAGGCGCUGCAGGAAUCCAUCGCAGAGACGCUGUCAGAUUACGAGGUAGCUGAGAAGAUCUGGUCCAACCGAUCCAACAGGAUGUGUGCCGACUGCAAGGCACUGAACCCCGACUGGGCCUCCAUCAAUCUGUGUGUCGUCAUCUGCAAGAACUGUGCAGGACAGCACAGAGGUCUGGGGACGAUGGUCUCUAAAGUUCAGAGUCUGAAACUGGACACCAGUGUUUGGAGCAACGAGAUCGUCCAGCUGUUCAUUAUGCUGGGGAACGACCGGGCCAAUGAUUUCUGGGCGGCUCGUCUGUCUCCUUCAGAGGAUCUGGACUGCGACGCUUCGCCUGAGCAGAGGAGGGAGUUCAUAACCCAGAAGUACCGAGAGGGUCGAUACCGGCUCCCCCACCCAUCGUUCUGCAGCCAGGAGGAGCUGCUCAAGGUCUUGUGUUCGGCUGUCUCUGAACAGACUCUUCUGAAAACUGUAACCCAGAUUUUCUUGGAGGCGGAGUCAGCUCGCCUCUCUGAUACCUCCAGCAGCUGCCAGCAGCCCCCACUUCUGGACUGUUGCCCCAGCUCAGAUCCCAGCGUGUACGAUGAGAUCAUGCAGCCUGUUCUCCACUCGGGUUACCUCUACAAGUCCGGCUCGGUCAACAGAGGAACACUGUCCAGAAAAGCACGAGAAGACUUUCAGAAGUUCUGGUGCUCGGUAGAUCAGUCUCUGCUGCUCUACGAGUCAGACCGAUCAGCCGAUCCUUGCAUGCAGAUCAACGUUAAAGAAAUUGUGUGUCUGGGAGUCAGUCGACCAGACUCCUCCAACACCAACAAUGGAUUCAUUGACAGGUUUCGUUACACUUUCGAGUUGUGUCUGACUUCAACGAAACUCUAUCAGUUUGGUUUGGAAACAGCUGACGCGCUUCACAGCUGGACCAAAGCCAUCGGAAAGGCUACAACGCCACUUAGCUGUCACUGCCUGCUGACCCGGGAGUUUGAGCGAGUCGGCCUCCUGCGGUACCGGGCCAUGCUAGACCCUCAGCAAUGGAAGGAGGCUUAUUUUGUCCUGCAGAAGUCCAACCUCUUCAUCUGCCCCCAAACCGACGGAGCUGCAGAGGAUAUCAUCAACCUGAACCGCCUGCAGGAGCUGAGUAUCACCUCUGAGGUCGAGAACCAGGAGAAGAAAGACAUCCUGGUGUUGGUUGAAAAGGGAAGGACUCUCCACCUGCAGGGCGUCAGCCGAACAGAUUUCUCUCUCUGGUACUCGGACAUCCAGCGGGCGGCUGGCGGAAAAGGAAACACCCUGAGAGAGCAGCAGCUGAGCCGAAAUGACAUCCCCAUCAUCGUGGACAGCUGCAUCGCUUUCAUCACGCAGUACGGUCUGGGCCAUGAGGGGAUCUACAGAAAAAACGGGGCCAAAUCCAGGAUCAAGCUGUUGAUGGAAGAGUUUCGUAAAGAUGCCCGAAACGUCAAAUUACGGAUUGGAGACCACUUCAUCGAGGAUGUGACUGACGUUCUGAAGAGGUUCUUUAGGGAGAUCGAUGACCCUGUCUUCAUGGCUGACCUCCACCCGCUGUGGCAGGAGGCUGCCAAAAUCUCCCAGAAGCGUCUGAGGUUAGACCGAUACAAAGAAAUCAUCUGGAGUCUUCCUCGAGUGAACAGGACAACUCUGGCUGCUCUCAUUAGUCACCUGUACAGGGUCCAGAAGUGUGCUGAUCUUAACCAGAUGUGCACCAAGAACCUCUCGCUGCUGUUCGCUCCGAGCCUGUUCCAGACCGAUGGGAAGGGGGAGCACGAGGUGAAGAUUGUAGAGGAUCUGAUAGACAACUACCUGUACGUCUUUGAUAUCGAUGAGGAGCAUCAGACUCAGAUUGAGCUGGAAAUCAGCCUGAUCACCACCUGGAAGGACACUCAGUUGUCUCAGGCCGGUGAUCUGAUCAUUGAAGUCUACCUGGAGAUGAAGAUGCCAGACUGCUGCAUAACUCUCAAAGUGUCUCCCACCAUGUGUGCUGAGGAGCUGACCAAUCAGGUUCUCUACAUGAGGAAUGUCCCGGCCGGAGACAAAGACGUCUGGAUGACGUUUGAGGCCAUCGAGGAUGGACAGCUGGAGCGUCCAUUACACCCCAAAGAGAAGGUCCUGGAACAGGCUCUGCAGUGGUGCAAGAUGGCUGACCCGAGCUCUGCCUACCUGGUGGUGAAGAGAGUUCCUAAACGAGAAGGCAUCACUAUCCUCACCUCCUAUAAAAGUGAGAUCAUGAAGGUCGGACUCUUACGAUGUCGUGAAGAACCUCCAAAGCUCCUCCAGGGAACUAGGUUCCAGGAGAGAACAUUCCAGAUCCGGGACCACAAACUGCUGCUGCUCAAAGACAAGAAGAGCAUCAAACCAGAGAAGGAAUGGUCUCUGAAGUCCAUGAAGAUCUACAUCGGCAUUCGCAGAAAGCUGAAAGCUCCGACAAGGUGGGGAUUCACAGUGAUGUCAGAAAAACACCAGCUGUACCUGUGCUGCAGCCGUGAGGCUGAGCUGUGGGACUGGAUCACCAGCUUUCUCAAAGCUCAGAACGAGGACCCCGGGCCUCCGCUGCUAAGGCGUCACUCCUCCUCCGACAUCUCCAAGCAGAAGUUUGGCACAAUGCCACUCGUCCCCAUCAGAGGAGAUGAGAGCAACAGCAGCAUGCUGUCGGCCAAUCAGACGCUGAGGAAGCUACACGACAGGAGGACUCUCUCCAUGUACUUUCCCAUGAAGGUCCAGCCGGACUCAUUCGAGGAGCGUUCAGAGUCUCCUGGCCUCCCUGAGCCACUCUAUGAGGAGGUCGGAGACUUUGGUCUGCAGGUGCUCAAAUCUCUGGAAACCAGUUUCCGGUCCAGUGGUGCUGCAGAGACCCAGGAGGUCCCGGACCACCUGCCGCUCCGACUGGUUCCUCUGGAGGCUGGCCAUCUGGAUCACAUGAUCGUCCAGGAAGAGGAAGCUCGUACCAGCGGGUCUGAGGAAACUGUGGAUCAGAGCGGCAUCAGCAGUGAAGGAGGAGCUGCAGGAGAAUCGGACAUCCUUCAUCAGCCUGCAGUGAGGAGGAGACAGAAGCUGCAGGGAGUCUGCACACCAUCACAGGAGCUGCUGCUGCAGGAGCUGUCAUCAGCCUUCAUCAAGAAGGCUGAGGAGGAGGGGCAGGAGGAAGAGGAAGAGAGGCCAUAUGAUGUCUGAGAAACAGGAGUGAGGAGGAGGCUGAAGAGAUCUCAUCACAGCACAGCACAUAGUGUUGUGGAGUCAGAGGACAUCUUUCCCUCAGCGUCCAUCUAACAGCCGUCCUGGAGCUUCAGCCUCGUGCAGCAUUCCAGACAGCAUCUGUUUUGUUAUUGCUUCAGUCUGUACUACAGCUGUCCUCACGCUACCUACAGUUCCAUGCAGUAUGUCCACAGUGUGGACUUCAUCAUAAUAUUGCACACUAAGGUUUGACAGCUGCAGUCUGACUGAUGUUCACUCAGUGCCUCAGACUUGUUUCUAUACUGUGGUGUCGCUGCUGAGAAGACUGUGGAUCAGAACGAGCAGAAAGACAUGCUGGCUGCAAAGUCCAGCUGAAUACAGUUGAACUUCUGAAACAUGGUAUUGGGACAAACUAACUCUGUUCAGACAUAUUAUUUAGAGUGGUGAUGUGGAUCCUGGAAUGCAGCCUUUGGUCUUUGUCAGUUUGCUCAGCUGAUUUCUCUUCCAUGUUCAUGGAGACGAUUUCUCUGUUCAGCUCUGAUUCUCUUUUCUUUCUAAUUUAACCCUCUGAAUCCCUGGGCAGUUUCUCACAGUUUACUUUUCCUUUUUCCUCACUGUGUUUCUCUACAGUUUCUCUGCAGCUCUGUGGAAACAGAACCACUCAGAAAUGUGUUUUCCAGGUUUUAAACUCAGAAAUGACAGAAGAAAGAGAAACAAUUCUUCGAUGAUGUUCUUUAGAAAAAUGUAAUAAAUGUAUUUACAGAUGUCAGCAGCAUUGGAGGCUCCACCCACUAGAGAUAUUUAAGUAUUUACAUUUUACAGCCUCUACAAACUUUUUUUACUUCACAGUUAAACAAGCCUUUCUAACCCACUUGGUGGUGUUGAAGGCAUGCUUCCUUCUUUAAAAAAAUCUCCAGAAUGACACCAUUUAUCAGGCUGAAACACUCCUUUACAAGGUCAGUGAAGAUUGAUAACUUUAACAAAGCAGAGAAAGAGCUCUGUGGGCCCGAAGAAAUGUCGCGAAAAAUUUAAUUAAAAUUAUUUAUUCCACUGGAAUCAUUUAGAUACAACCUGCUACAGAUAUUUAACUAUUUAGAUUUAUUACAGCCUCUACAAACUUUCUUAUGACUUUUUAAUGACGUUUCACCAUGCUGAAUGUAUCUAAAAUGUAAAUGACACAUGUAAAAUAGAAAGAUUUUCAUGAAAUAUAGAUGUUUUUAUUUUUUCUGACUGAAUGGCACACCACACAUGAUUAGUUCAGGGAAUCAUCUGUGGUUCCAGGAAGUUCAAAAAUCUGAUGAAUCUUUCUGUCACAGCUGGGUCAGACAAAGAGAACUAGUUGUGCUGAGGAGGGAUCUGAUUUGAUCAUUUUUAAAUGAAAUAUGUAGAAUAAAGUGGUUUUGAUGAAAUACCACAGUUUUAAGCUCAUAUUUGGUUUAUUUGCCUGAUGUACACAUUACAUUCAAGGACCAUAAGAAAGUACACAAUCUGAUGAUUCUGUCUCUUUUGCUGCAUGUUGUGAGGAUGAACAAACUAGUUUUCAGACUGAUGUGUGAAGUCGAAUGAAAAUUGUAGAGAUCGUCAUGAACAGGUUUGUGUGUUGAAAAAUAUUUUUUUUGUUGUGUCUGCCUCUGAGGAAUGUAUAACCGCCUCUUUAAACAGGCCUGAUGUUGAACCUGUCUGUGAUGCUGUGAGCCAGCAGCAGAUGGCAGCAAACAGUCAGUAAAACAACAAGGACACAACAUGAAGAUCAACAGUGCUGCAGAAAGACUUGAUGCGUGUGUCCACCAGUCCUCACCAGCGUGGCUCUGACAUCUCACUGCUCUGCUAGUGCUUCGUCUGUAUAUAUUCAGUAUGUUAUUCUAUAAAGCUGGUUGUUCUGAA